GCCUCCUCGGCCAAUCAGAGUCCAUGUUGUGCUUCUUGUUUCCGCCCGGUGGCCGUUGUCCUCGUGGUGUUUGUGUGAGUAUCGUCACCGCGGACACGCCGAAGCUCCGUCCGCUCACCGCGAGGCGUUCAGGGCCGGUGGGGGAGGAGAGCUUCGGCGUGCGGCCGUCGUGUGUUUUGCAUGCUCGUUGUCGUGUCCGUCACCGUGCUCACGCCGGCCCGAUUCACACCGCGCCGAGCCCCGCCCCCUCCGUAAGCCCCCCCCACCUUCUGCUUGCUGCGGCAUCGUGUGUCGGGAGGCCACGCCCCCGAGGAGAGUCACCUGAAUUAAAUGCUACAGUUGACAGUUUAUUCCAGUUCACCAGAACAGUGACGUGAGAUUACCCAUAACCCCCUGCUCUGCGGCAGGGAGGAUUCCAGCGUCUCCUGGUGUCUCUUCAGGGAUUGGCUGCCUGAUGAUCACAUGGUUCGGCCUGAGUUAGGAAACAAGAUGGCAGCCAUUACGUUUACAGAGGCUGUGUCUACCGGACACUUUACGAAGGACGCUGCUCUCCAGAGCCCUGACCUCUUGGUGCCUCCUGGCUGUGAGUCUCACAUGGAACGCUCACGUUCACCACUUGGCGGAGUGACGGACGCAAAUCUGCUUGCGAUACCCGCGAAACUUAAAGUGACAAUGAAAGCACUUCUUGCCCUCUUGUUGUCCCUUGUUUACCUUUCUCCACCCCAUGGGGAAACUGACGGUCUGUAGCUCCGUGGUCGACCGCUUGUGCUGCCGUAGCAUCUCGUCCGCCAUGGUUUUAGAAAUAAAAUGAAAAGCUGGCAAAAGGGCUCCUCCUCCUCCGCUCCGUAGCCAAGAUGGCGCCCAUCGUUUACAUGUUCUGCCCGUCUGCAGGCGCCAUGCGGGGACUCAGUGCUCUGGUGCUGCUGGGGUCAGACAAGCUCCAAGGGCUCAGGCUCCGGGAGGAGACUCACACACUGUGAACACCACAGAAAUACAUAGAACUAAAUACUACAACAUACACGAGUACAUUUAAUACAUACAUCCAAGUACUUGCAACUACAAGUACAUGUCUGAAAAUGCAUGUACUUACAAGUAAUACCAGUCAAUACAUGCACGUUUAACUUCUAUAUAUAUAAUAUACUCAUUAGUGUGUAAAUAAGAGUCAAUACUACUUUGCAAGUAUAUGAAAUGUGUUAAGAUUUGUAAAUACUAGUAUUAGCAGGUUUUAGUUAUACAGAUUUAUAUGGAUCCAUGAGUGUAAAGUUGUAUAAUAAUAAUAAUAACCUUCAAGUUUAUAUAGCGCUUCUCUAAAUCGCCCCAAUCAGCGCCUACGGCCCCUCCCCCAACACUCAUUCACAUCCAUACGAGCCGGGGUAAGGCUGAGAGGAGAACACGAGGAGAACACGAGGAGAACACGAGGAGACCACGAGGAGACCACGAGGAGAACACGAGGAGAACACGAGGAGACCAGGAGGAGAACACGAGGAGAACACGAGGAGAACACGAGGAGAACACGAGGAGACCACGAGGAGACCACGAGGACAACACGAGGAGAACACGAGGAGACCACGAGGAGAACACGAGGAGAACACGAGGAGACCAUGAGGAGAACAUGAGGAGAACACGAGGAGAACAGGAGGAGAACACGAGGAGAACACGAGGAGAACACGAAGAGAACACGAGGAGAACAGGAGGAGACCAAGAGGAGACCACGAGGAGAACACGAGGACAACACGAGGAGACCAUGAGGAGAACAUGAGGAGAACACGAGGAGAACAGGAGGAGAACACGAGGAGAACACGAGGAGAACACGAGGAGACCACGAGGAGAACAAGAGGAGAACACGAGGAGAACACAAGACCACGAGGAGACCAUGAGGAGACCAUGAGGAGAACAGGAGGAGAACAGGAGGAGACCACGAGGAGAACAGGAGGAGAACACGAAGAGAACACGAAGAGAACACGAGGAGAACACGAGGAGAACACGAGGAGAACACGAGGAGACCACGAGGAGAACAGGAGGAGACCACGAGGAGACCACGAGGAGAACACGAGGAGACCACGAGGAGAACACGAGACCACGAGGAGAACAGGAGGAGAACACGAGGAGACCACGAGGAGAACACGAGGAGACCACGAGGAGACCAAGAGGAGAACACGAGGAGACCACGAGGAGAACACGAGGAGACCAAGAGGAGAACACGAGGAGACCACGAGGAGACAACACGAGGAGACAACGAGGAGAACACGAGGAGACAACGAGGAGACCACGAGGAGAACACGAGGAGAACAGGAGGAGACCACGAGGAGAACACGAGGAGAACAGGAGGAGACCACGAGGAGACCACGAGGAGAACACGAGGACAACACGAGGAGAACAGGAGACCACGAGGAGAACACGAGGAGAACACGAGGAGACCACGAGGAGAACAGGAGAACACGAGGAGACCACGAGGAGAACACGAGGAGAACACGAGAACACGAGGAGACCACGAGGAGAACACGAGGAGACCACGAGGAGACCACGAGGAGAACACGAGGAGACCACGAGGAGAACACGAGGAGAACACGAAGAGAACAGGAGGAGAACACGAAGAGAACAGGAGGAGAACACGAAGAGAACAGGAGGAGACCACGAGGAGAACACGAGGAGACCAGGAGGAGAACAGCUCCACACAGAGGACCUGGAGGAGCGUGAUUGGCCCAGGCCUCCUGGCUGUGAGCCAAUCACCACUGAGCACCUCCUUGAUGUUUCAUAGUACUUGUUGCGUGUGAAGAGUAAGCAGUAAAUACUGGCUGUCAUUCUGCAGCAGCUAGCAGCGAUGAUGUCAUGUCAACAGGUUCAUAUCUAACGCCCUCAUGAUCACCUGCUGGCUCAUUCUGCAGCAGCGUAGCAGCGAUGAUGUCAUGUCAACAGGUUCAUAUCUAACGCCCUCAUGAUCACCUGCUG
Messenger RNA from Pseudoliparis swirei, 2949 nucleotides. RefSeq lists its product as uncharacterized. The transcript has 2 exons. NCBI's taxonomy places the organism in Eukaryota, Metazoa, Chordata, Actinopteri, Perciformes, Liparidae. Bases 1756 to 2697 code for a protein of 313 amino acids. The record is from RefSeq and is a predicted model, not a curated record.